Solanum dulcamara is the source of this 944-nucleotide messenger RNA. Its product is annotated as osmotin-like protein OSML81. The coding region runs from base 34 to 780 and encodes 248 amino acids. The record is from RefSeq and is a predicted model, not a curated record. Gene Ontology annotation, cellular component: extracellular region. The transcript has a single exon. Gene Ontology annotation, biological process: defense response. Lineage: Eukaryota; Viridiplantae; Streptophyta; Magnoliopsida; Solanales; Solanaceae.
AUAAUUUGUCCUCAUAUAUAAAUUUCAACAAACAUGGCUUACUACUUGAAAUCUUGUUUUGUUUUCUUCCUCCUUGCCUUUGUGACUUACACUUAUGCUGCCACUAUCGAGGUCCGCAACAACUGCCCAUACACCGUCUGGGCGGCGUCGACUCCGAUAGGCGGUGGUCGACGUCUGAAUCGAGGCCAAACAUGGGUCAUCAAUGCUCCAAGGGGCACUAAGAUGGCACGUAUAUGGGGUCGUACUGGUUGUAACUUCAAUGCUGCAGGCAGAGGUUCAUGUCAGACUGGUGAUUGUGGUGGAGUCUUGCAGUGUACUGGAUGGGGCAAACCCCCAAACACCUUGGCUGAAUAUGCCUUGGACCAAUUUAGCAAGCUAGAUUUCUGGGACAUUUCUUUAGUCGAUGGAUUUAAUAUUCCGAUGACUUUUGCUCCCACCAAACCUAGUGGUGGGAAAUGCCACGCAAUUCAUUGUACGGCCAAUAUAAAUGGUGAAUGCCCUAACGCCCUAAAGGUACCUGGAGGAUGUAACAAUCCUUGUACCAGGUUCGGAGGACAACAAUAUUGUUGCACCCAAGGUCCAUGUGGUCCUACAGAAUUGUCCAAAUUUUUCAAGAAAAGAUGCCCUGAUGCGUAUAGCUAUCCACAAGAUGAUCCUACUAGCACAUUUACUUGUCCUGGAGGUAGUACAAAUUAUAGGGUUGUCUUUUGUCCUAAUGGUGUUGCUGACCCAAAUUUCCCCUUGGAGAUGCCUGCAAGUACUGAUGAAGUGGCCAAGUAAAUUUGAGUAUCUUUCUUUGUUUAAAUAGCGCUUCAAGUACUCAUGAAGUGCUCUUCUUUGCUUGAACUCAGAAACUUAGUAGCUCUGGUUAAGUACUUGAUGAAUUUUAUCUUUUAUUGGUGAAAGUUCAAUUCUCAUGAAUAAUAUACUUUUUCAUUUCUUUU